This is a messenger RNA of Pyrenophora tritici-repentis Pt-1C-BFP, 1569 nucleotides long. RefSeq names its product PutA, NAD-dependent aldehyde dehydrogenase. Gene Ontology annotation, molecular function: aldehyde dehydrogenase (NAD+) activity. The record is from RefSeq and is a predicted model, not a curated record. NCBI's taxonomy places the organism in Eukaryota, Fungi, Ascomycota, Dothideomycetes, Pleosporales, Pleosporaceae.
GACCAAACUCUAAAACCCUACAUCAUCGAACUCUACAAACCGCAAAUAUGUCUCCAGGAAAGAUUUCAUCCCUCGACUUUGAAAAGUUCUACAACAUUGUAGACGGCAAGCAGCGCGGAUCCGACCAGAUUCACCACGGUAUCAACCCCUCAACCGGCCAGGAGCUUUGGGAUGUGCCUAUCGCCAGUGAGCAAGAUCUCAACGAUGCCGUCGCAGCAGCAAAGAAAGCAUACCCUGCGUGGAGAGAUACCCCACUUGCGAAGAGGAAGGAGGCCCUCGUCAAGAUAGCCGAGUUAUACCAGCAACACCACGAAGAAUUUCUCACCCUACUUCGCAAGGAGAAUGGAAAGCCGAGCCAAAUCGCAAACAUGGAAGUCAAGGGAGCUGGCGACUACUUUUUGUACCACGCCAGCCUUGACAUUCCUUCAGAGACGAUCGAAGACGCCGAGAAGACCUUGUACACAGAGUACACGCCCCUGGGUGUCUGCGGUGCCAUCUGCCCAUGGAACUUUCCCCUCAUCCUAUCUGCCGGCAAGAUGGCACCCUGCCUCUUGACUGGUAACUGCAUGAUUGUCAAGCCUUCCCCAUUCACCCCAUACACUUCUCUCAAGUUUGUUGAGCUGGCCCAGGAGAUCCUCCCACCCGGUGUCCUCCAGGUAGUUGGUGGCAACAAUGAGCUCGGUGUUGGAAUGUGUGAGCACCCUGAUAUUCACAAGAUCUCCUUCACUGGAUCCAUCGCGACAGGAAAGAAGGUUAUGGCAACAUGCUCAAAGACUCUUAAGCGCGUCACUCUCGAGCUGGGUGGAAACGACGCCUCCAUCAUUAUGCCCGAUGUCGACAUCAAGAAGGUUGCACCACAAGUUGUCAUGGGCGCUUUCCAGAACUCCGGCCAGGUUUGCGUAGCCACCAAGCGCAUCUACAUCCACGAGACUAUCUACAAAGAAUUCCUGGAGGAAAUGACCAACUUUACUAAGAACAUGAAGGUCGGAAACGCAGAAGAUGAUACCACUAUGCUUGGGCCCGUGCAAAAUCAAAUGCAAUACGAACGCGUCAAGGGGUUCUUUGAAGACAGCAAAGCCAAGGGCUACAGAUUCGCCGCCGGAGCACCAGACGUCGAGUCUGGCAAGGGAUUCUUCAUCCAGCCAACAAUCAUCGACAACCCACCCAGCGACUCCCGCAUCAUCCAGGAAGAGCCAUUUGGACCCAUUGUGCCUACACAGCCAUGGUCGGAUCUUGAGGAGGUUAUUGCACGCGCUAACGACACCAACACCGGCCUUGGCGCAUGUGUAUGGGGCGCUGACGUAGAGAAGGCGAGCCAAGUUGCGCGACGAUUAGAAGCCGGUUCAGUCUUUGUCAACUCAUUUGAGAAGCCAACACCCCAGGCUAUCUUUGGUGGACACAAGGAGUCUGGAAUCGGUGGAGAGUGGGGCACAACGGGUCUGCUUGCGUACUGCAACGCCCGCGUCAUUCACGUGUACAAGUCGUAGAUUCGCGAGUCAUGAUGAAACAAGAAGAAGAGCGGCCAUAUCUUAGUUGAAAUAAGAUCAGCUUACGAUGCUUAACCAUCCU